This is a messenger RNA of Tinamus guttatus (white-throated tinamou), 1153 nucleotides long. The record is from RefSeq and is a predicted model, not a curated record. Lineage: Eukaryota; Metazoa; Chordata; Aves; Tinamiformes; Tinamidae.
CAUGAGUGGUUACUUGGAUGAAUCCGACUUUGUGUUGGUGGAGGAGGGCUUCACCCCCAGAGAGCUCCUGGAGAGGCUCCUCAUGGAGCUGUGCCACACGAGCGAGCAGGGCGCCUUCUUCAUGGCAGACCUGGGGGACGUCGUGAGGAGGCACCUGCGCUUCCGCAAGGCCUUGCCCCGCGUCACGACCUUCUUCCCCGUCAAGUGCAACGGCAGCAGAGGAGUGAUCGGGCUGCUGGCCGAGCUGGGCGCCGGCUUCGCCUGCGCCACCAAGGCAGAGAUCGCCCAGGUUCGCAGCAUUGGUGUUCCAGCUGAGAAGAUCUUCUACAGCAACCCCUGCACGCAGGUUGCCCACAUCAAAUACGCAGCCAGCCACGGCGUGCAGCUCAUGACCUUCGACAACGAGGUGGAGCUGAACAAGGUGGCCCGGAGCCACCCUCAUGCCAAGAUGCUGCUGGGAAUCGCUGCUGACUUCAGCCCCUCUCCCCAUCCAAGUGUGACGUUUGGGGCCACCCUCGUGUCCUGCCGGCACCUGCUGGAGAUGGCAAAGGAGCAGGCAGUGGAAGUCGUUGGCAUCAGCUUCCACCUCGGGAGCCGCUGCCCGGAGCCCCAGGCCUUCGCGCAGGCUCUAGCCGAAGCCCAGCUCGUGUUUGAGAUGGGCAGGGAGCUGGGCUACCGCAUGCGCGUCCUGGACAUCGGCGGGGGAUUCCCUGGGCCCGAGGACUCCAGAGCGCAGUUCCAAGAGACGGCCGCUGCCAUAAAGUCUGCCUUGGACUUGUAUUUCCCGGAAGGCUGCGGGGUGGAGGUGCUGGCGAGACCAGGGCGCUACUACGUCUCCUCGGCCUUCACCUUUGCAGCCAGCGUCACCGCCAAGGAAGAGGUUCCCCCGGGCCAACCUGGCUCCGAGGAGGAGGAGUCUGGCAGCAAGAAGAGCAUCGUGUAUCACCUCAGCGACGGCAUCUACGGCUCCUUUAACUGCGUCCUGUUCGACAGCCCCUGCCCCAGGCCUCUCCCGCACAAGAAGCCCUGCCCCGACCACCCCUCGUACAGCAGCAGCCUCCGCGGCCCCCCAGGACCCGCCGAGGACCGCAUCGCGGACGGCCUGGAGCUCCCGGAGCUGCAGGUCGGGGACUGGCUCCUUUUUCAGGAGAUG